This is a messenger RNA of Anthonomus grandis grandis, 5837 nucleotides long. RefSeq names its product chromodomain-helicase-DNA-binding protein 1 (gene Chd1). Lineage: Eukaryota; Metazoa; Arthropoda; Insecta; Coleoptera; Curculionidae. The record is from RefSeq and is a predicted model, not a curated record. Gene Ontology annotation, cellular component: chromatin; nucleus. The transcript is spliced from 12 exons. Gene Ontology annotation, biological process: regulation of transcription by RNA polymerase II; nucleosome organization. Gene Ontology annotation, molecular function: ATP-dependent chromatin remodeler activity; ATP binding; histone binding. The coding region runs from base 141 to 5429 and encodes 1762 amino acids.
AUUUUUCCGAUUAUUUACCGAUUUAUUCGGGUUUUCUUUUCGGGAAUCGGUGAGGGGAUGUUUUUAGUUUUAGAAAAUCCGGUUUUAUUUAAUACCCCGUACGUUUAUACUUGAAGUUUUAACGAAAAUUAUUGUACAAGAUGCCAGAGAGUGGGGAUGAAACGGAUAAAUCUGGAUCAGGAAGUCAAAGUUCUUCAGACAGUGAGCAAAAUUCUGGGUCCGACAGUGGUUCAAGUAGCUCCAGCUCAGGUUCCGGUUCAGAGAGUGGAGGUGAGAAUGACGCUUCUGAAAAAGAGACGUCCAAGGUAUCUUUAGAAACUAACGAGGAGAGUCAAGAUGGGUCAACUUUCAGCCCGGGUUCUAUUGAUAAGUCCAAAUCUGAGUCAUCCAAGGAUAAUUUGUCAGAGGCUGGCCAAGAAGAAGACGAGGAAGAAGAAGAUUAUGAAAAUGAAGAACCAAUCCGAAGAUCAGGCAGAUCCAGACGUGAGCCAGAAAGGUUAGAGGACGUGAGUGGCAUAAAAGCAAAUAACGACGAAUGGAAAUAUAAUGACGCAAGUUCUUCUUCUGAAUCGGACGUAGAACGUGAGCGUCCGCCGCCUAGUAAAAGGGUCGGUACUCGUACACGAACAGCUGUACACCAAAAAAAGAGACCCAGUAGAAAACCGCGGAGUCGAUAUAGUUCAGACGAAUCGACCGAAGGCGAUUCCGACGACGAUAGACGUCGCGUUGUUUCCAGGCGAAAUGCCGCCACCGUUAGUUAUAAGGAAGAUAGUGAGGAAAAGACAGAUUCCGAAGAUUUAAUAGAUGUAGAUCAAAGUCAAGAAACCGAGUCUGUGAUAGAAGAAAAAUGUGAGACUAUUGAGAGGGUUUUAGGACAAAGGCGGGGGAAGAAGGGGGCAACUGGUAAUAUCACCACUUGCUACUAUAUUGAGGAACAUGGGGAUCCAAACGAGGGAGUUGAUCCGGAUGACCAAGAAAAUACCGAGCAGCAGUACCUGAUUAAAUGGAAAGACUGGGCGCAUAUCCACAACACGUGGGAGUCCGAUCAGUCUUUAAAAGACCAGAAAGUAAAGGGCAUGAAAAAGUUAGAGAAUUUUAUUAAGAAAGAAUCGGAAAUCCAAAGGUGGAUGAGGUACUCGACUCCGGAAGAUGUCGAGUAUUAUGAGUGCCAGUUAGAGUUAUCUCAAGAAUUAUUAAAAAGCUAUAAUCAGGUUGAAAGGAUUAUAGCAAAAUUUAAUAAACCUGACGAAACCGGAGGAGUAGACUAUUACAUAAAAUGGGAGAGUCUUCCCUAUGCAGAAUCCACUUGGGAGGAUUCGAACUUGAUCCAGAAAAAAUGGCCUCAAAAGAUAGAAGAGUUUCAGGAGAGGGAGCAAUCCUCAAAAACGCCUACCAAGCAUUGUAAAGUAUUAAAAUACCGGCCAAAGUUCCAUGAAGUUAAAGAGCAGCCUGAAUAUAUGAUGGGCAAAGAGAAGAGUCUGAUAUUGCGAGAUUACCAGCUGCACGGCUUGAACUGGAUGAUUCACUCUUGGACGAAACAAAACUCUUGUAUAUUAGCAGAUGAAAUGGGUUUAGGUAAAACUAUCCAGACCAUUUGCUUCCUGUAUUACUUAUUCAACAGUCAUCACCUUCACGGUCCCUUUUUGUGCGUCGUCCCUUUGUCCACCAUGACGUCGUGGCAAAGGGAGUUUGCCCAGUGGGCCCCUGAUAUGAACUUUGUCACUUACCUUGGAGAUGUACAGUCCAGAGAAAUUAUCCGCCAAUACGAGUGGUGUUACGAGGGGUCAAAGCGUCUAAAGUUCAACGCCAUCCUGACCACCUACGAAAUAGUGCUUAAAGAUAAAACUUUUUUAGGAAGUAUAAGUUGGGCUGCUCUUCUAGUCGAUGAGGCUCAUAGAUUAAAAAAUGAUGACUCGCUCUUGUAUAAGGCCCUUAUGGAAUUCGACACGAAUCAUAGACUGUUAAUUACUGGCACUCCUUUGCAAAAUAGUUUAAAAGAACUGUGGGCGUUACUUCAUUUUAUUAUGCCCAACAAGUUUGAGAGUUAUGAAGAGUUCGAUAAGGAUCACGAGCAUGCCUCAACAAAGGGAUAUGCAAAAUUACACAGACAGCUAGAGCCUUUUAUCCUCAGGAGGGUAAAAAAAGAUGUCGAAAAAUCCUUGCCAGCUAAAGUAGAACAGAUUUUAAGGGUUGAAAUGACGUCCAUACAAAAGCAAUAUUACAAGUGGAUUCUGACAAAAAACUAUAACGCUUUAAGAAAGGGCGUCAAGGGUUGCACCACUUCGUUCCUCAAUAUCGUGAUCGAACUGAAGAAGUGUUGCAAUCACGCCUUUUUAACUAAACCAGUGGAGGCCGAAGCUCAAAACAAUCAGCAAGACAAACUGACCAAUUUGCUAAGAGGAUCUGGCAAAUUAGUGCUGUUAGAUAAGUUAUUAAUAAGGUUAAAAGAGACGGGACAUCGUGUGCUAAUAUUUUCCCAAAUGGUGCGUAUGCUGGACAUUUUAGGGGAGUACUUACAGUUGCGACAUUUUUCGUUUCAACGACUAGAUGGUAGCAUCAAAGGUGACAUCAGGCGACAAGCGCUAGAUCACUUUAACGCUGAGAAUUCUCCGGAUUUUUGUUUUUUGCUUUCAACACGUGCAGGUGGUUUGGGUAUUAAUUUAGCCACUGCGGAUACUGUGAUUAUUUUCGAUUCCGAUUGGAAUCCGCAGAAUGAUUUACAAGCACAAGCCAGAGCCCACAGAAUCGGCCAGAAAAACCAAGUGAAUAUUUAUAGGUUAGUUACCGCUAGGAGUGUCGAGGAGGAAAUUGUCGAGCGAGCAAAACAAAAAAUGGUCUUGGACCAUUUAAUUAUUCAAAGGAUGGACACCACUGGCAGAACGGUGUUGGAUAAAAAGGGCUCGUCUAACAACAACCCUUUCAAUAAAGAAGAUCUGACGGCCAUUUUGAAGUUUGGGGCAGAAGAACUUUUUAAAGAUGAGGAUGUGGAUGAGGAGCCUACCUGUGACAUUGAUGAAAUCCUAAGGAGAGCCGAGACUAGAGACGAAGCCCCUACAAUGGCCGGUGAUGAGCUUCUCUCUGCAUUUAAAGUAGCCAGUUUUGCAGCUUUUGACGAGGAUGCCGAGCCUUCUCCAGUUCCAAAUAACUCGCAUGAUAACGAUGAUGAAAGUAAAGAUUGGGACGAAAUAAUACCGGAAAACCUCCGCAAGAAAGUCGAGGAGGAAGCGAAAAACAAAGAGAUGGAAGAUUUGUACUUGCCUCCAAGAAGUCGGAAGACUUUACAGCAAAUAAACCAAUCUGAAAGUGACGGGGAGGGUGGUAAAAGUAAAUCGAAUAGGAAAAAAGAAAAUGAUGAAUCGGGAGGUACUAGUGGUGAAGGCGAGGAAUCUGAUGAAGAUCGGCCGAAGAAACGAGGACGUCGGCCAAUUGGAAACAGGGAGAAAAUUAAAAACUUCACCGAUGCUGAGAUCCGCCGAUUUGUCAAGAGUUAUAAAAAGUUCAGUGCGCCACUGAAGCGUUUGGAAGCAGUUGCCUGUGAUGCCGAACUUCAAGAGAAACCUUUAACUGAAUUAAAGAAACUUGGUGAAAUGCUUCAUGAACGUUGCAUCGCUUUUAUGAACGAACAGACUAAGGAAAACAACGAUGCCAAUAACGCUGAUAGUCAGAAUAAAAAAAGGUUAAGAGGCCCCUCUUUUAAAAUGGGAGGCGUAUCCGUCAAUGCCAAAACCAUGAUGCAAUGCAUUGAAGAGUUGGCACCCUUAGAUGAAGUAUUGCCAUCAAGUGAGGAAGAACGAAAUAAAUGGACGUUCGAUUCGAGAACCAAGCCUGCGCACUUCGAUGUUGAUUGGGGUAGCGAAGAAGACACUAAAUUGCUUAAAGGAAUAUACACCUACGGCAUCGGUUCUUGGGAGCAAAUAAAGCUCGAUCCAUCCCUGAAUAUUGGCGACAAAAUACUCCUUAACGAAGAUAAGAAACCACAAGCAAAACACUUGCACUCAAGGGCAGAAUAUCUCUUGAAACUCUUAAAAAAGCAAUUGGAUCCAACAAAGAAAACUGCUCAGAAACCAAAAAGGCAAAGAAAAGCGAGAGAAGUCAAGGACCCGAAAUCUAAACAAACCAUAGAAAACGAUUCCAGUUCGAAUGAUGAAUCACCCGCGAUUCAGAGCAGCCAAAGCACAAACAGUUUAAACAGUAUAAAAAAGAAAUCCCAUAAGGAAGCAAAAAAAGAGCUCACAAAUGACAAGGAAUCCCCUGAUGAGCACGUAGUCAAAAAGGAGAAAAAGAAAGUAAAAAAAGAGAAAAAAUCAGCGGGCCCCAUGCACUUUACGGCAAAUAACGAGCCGAAAGCUAUUAACGUCACAGGGGAGUUAGACCCAGCGAUAUUUAACGAAUGCAAAGAGAAAAUGCGCCCAGUGAAGAAAGCUUUGAAGGCCUUAAAUAAUCCUGAUCAGUCUAUGACGGAAGCGGAACAAGUACAACAUACUAGGGAUUGUCUUAUUAAAAUCGGAGAGCAAAUUAGCACGAUUUUAGGGCAACAUUCUGAUCCAGAAAAAAUUAAAGAGUGGAGAAGCAACCUGUGGUACUUCGUGUCGAAAUUCACGGAAUACGACGCGAAGAAGCUGUACAAGCUGUACAAAAAAGCGAAGGCAAAAGAUCUAAAGAAGGCGGAGAAGUCCGAGAAGAAAGAGAAAAAAGAAAAGGAAAAGAGCCCUGAAAAGAAGAAGAAAGAAAAGUCUGAUAAGAAAAAAGACAAAAAUGCCGUGCAGGAAACUGCUGGCUCCAGUAAAGAUAAAGAUGGCAGCAAAGACGGACAUUAUCAGUCUUCAUACCACCACAAAAGGAAAUUCGAAUCAGAUGAUAAUAGCAAUCAAGAGGUUAAGAAACACAACAGGGACGGCAUUGAAAAAAGAGAGCGACGAGACAAACAUCAAGAUAAAGAACGCAAGAGGAACAGAGAUGAAGUGAGCACGGAGGAGGAAGGCGAUUACAGAUACAACCGGCAUCGAGGUGCUCCAGGUUUCAGGCACGUUGAUAAAAACGAUAGAGACAGAUGGAUGGGCCCGGGAGUGCAUGCGGAUAACGAAAGGUGGCCCAGUGGUGUCAGAGACCGGUUCCAAGGUGAUCAUCCUAAGAGAUCUUUUAACGAUUAUCCUAGGGGAGGCGCACCUGGAUACCAUAGGGAUAGAGAUUAUAAUAGGCCUGAUAAAAGGUCCCCAGAAAAGACUGAUUGGCGUCAAUAUCCGCGAGACAAUCGGGGUAUGCCGCCUCCUGGUAUGGGACCGCGUCCCUUAUUUUACGGAAGUAAUUUCCCUGGUGGGGGCGGUAGCGGGAUCCCACCCCCGCCCUACAUGCAGGAUAACUUGAAUCGAUAUCCUUCGGGCGAGUGGCGGCAAGCCGAAAGAGACUACUACAGAAAUCGUCCUCAGUGAUUUUCGUUCUUAAUUUAUAAUUUUAGCUAGUCUUAAGUUCUUUUUACAAGCUUUUUUUUUUAAAUAAGAGUCGUGCAUGAUAUAUAUUGGGUAACGGGUGAACCCAAACCUGUAAAGUGUAAUAUAAUAAUUUUAUAAAAAGAAGUAGUAUUUUCUGAUUUAAGUUUUUUUGAUAGUUGUCGAAAGCGCUUUUUAUUAGUUUUAUUAUGUUUUAUAUAUGUACAGUUUCGACGGCUGUCAGAUGGAUGAUGCAUUUUGUUCUUUUUAUUUAUAUAUAUAUUUUGUUUCCGAAAUAUAUGUAUUUACAAAACUUUAUAUAUUUCUGGUACAAAUUUGCAAAGGAUGUUAAAAAAUACCUCGUAGCUCUUGUAAAUAACUGUACUAUUAAUUAUUAAACCGUUCUUUGAA